AUGACCAAUCCACGCUUAACUAUCAACCGCGCUCUCGUAUAUGAGAGGCGACUGCCCGGCGAUGCUUAUAUCACUGCGUAUGUCCAGCGCCUUCAGCAUGGCUAUUACUCUAGCGACGCCGUCUCAGAUGAGGAUGCCGAACACGUAGACUUUCUUGCCCUUGCAUUCACCUUUCAUUCGCCGCACACUACCACGCACCGCAUCAAGUCUGCCACUAUUAGUGUAUCAGUUCAUGGAAACCGUGAUCUUUCAAGUUCGAAGUCGAACCCCUCUAAACAUCGGCCUGGGGACCCACGCUUCCUUAUGCAUGCGCCGCACCUUAUCUACGGUACUGUUUCCCCCGAGACCAUGGAGUGGACAUUCAGUCUGGCUGGGUCCCUCGGAAUCUCAGAACUUCCUGUCAGCGCAAGCGUCAUCCCCUCGGGGAGCUUCAACGGCCGAUACAAGCGGUACGAGAUGAUGCGCAUCCAAGGCUCCGCGCGUACUUUGAAGAACCCAGGUGGCCGUGAAUUUGAUGUCGAAGCCGGCAAGAUCGUCUGGUCCAUGGAAGAGAACAAUGUACAGCGAUCCGGUCUGCCACGCGAGUUCACCUUUGUCAUGUUAAUCCAGAAACCCACUGCAAAUAGCAAAAUUUCCCUGUCGAUCGACGUCGACCCCGUCAUCGACGCGAUGAUUGGCAGUUACCCAUCCUUGAUGCUGAAACUGCCCGAGUACCAACCUUUGCCGCGACGGGGUGUCGAUUUCCAACAAGAAGUUGGACAGCGGUUUGAGCCCGUGGACCCGGUGCGCGGGUUCAAUUUUGCAGAACUAGAUAGCAUGUUCGAUGAGUACAUUGCGAUGCCAGGAAGAAAGUUCAGCCGUCAGAUCCAAAUACCAACAGAGACCGGCAUCCCCGACAAUCACUUUCAGGGCACCUACCCAGGCCAGUACGGGCCUCUCAAUCCAAUCCCGUACCAACAGCAACAGCAACAGCAAGCCCACAACCUAACCCUCCAGAAUAACAGCCUCUCCCUGCAGAACAACCUCCUACAGACAACCCUACAAAACCUCUGCAUCACCCAGCCGAGGGGGAAGAAACCCAAUCCCGCCCUCAGCAGGUAA
Messenger RNA from Penicillium verrucosum, 1101 nucleotides. RefSeq lists its product as uncharacterized. The transcript is spliced from 2 exons. The record is from RefSeq and is a predicted model, not a curated record. Lineage: Eukaryota; Fungi; Ascomycota; Eurotiomycetes; Eurotiales; Aspergillaceae. Bases 1 to 1101 code for a protein of 366 amino acids.